UGUAAACCUUAACCCGCAGUAUAAUCAAUAAAACAAGAAACUCAACAAUAACUGUGUUAGUUUUAUUAUAAAUCUUCGAUGAUUUAGUCAAAAUGAAAGGCGUAGAAACAGAGUGGAGUUAAGUUGCACUAGAUGCUGAUCCAAGGUCAGGUUUACGUUUCCAGUGUUUAGUAGGUGCCGUUAGGAUAGAGGAGAAGUAAACUGAUUAUAGAUCUGUGCAUAGGGUAAAUCCGCCCCAAAACGAAAGAAAAUAUUAAUAUAUGUGUAAACCAAUCAAGUGUCUGUCACUAGGGAGACGAUCCAUCAGCUCAGUUACUGGGCAGACCAGCCAUAACGACUCCUAUCAGAAUAAUAUUUAGCAAGAAAAUAAAGCAAUUGAACCAAUAGAAUUUAAAUUACACUUGGUAUCUGAGUAGAAUUAGAACAAUCCACCAAUUGGAAUUUACGUUUGCUUUGUAGUCAGGCAGACAUAACAUAGUUGUCCAAUCACAAAAAAAUCUGAAAGGGGAUUUUUGCUGUAUCUCUUUGGCUCAGAGGCCUCAGGGUGUGUUUGCCACCGCUGUGUGAGCAAACAAUGACUGAGGACAGGUUGAAGGCGGACCCCUCCAAGCGGGAGGGGCUGGACUCAGGAGAGGGAGACACAGAGCCUAGCCUGCUGCUGCAGAAACUAAAGAGCAACAUCUCUAAGAAUGUACAGGGCAAAGUGGACAUUAUCCUGCAAGAUGUGCAGCGCUUCUCUGACAACGACAAACUCUACCUUUACCUCCAGCUGCCUUCUGGCCCCAGUUCAGGGGAGAAAAGUCUGGCAAUGGCCCCGCUGGCACAACUUAGGCGGUGGUGUAUUUCUGCAUCGAUGUCAGCUUUGGAGGAGAGAACACUGCCAAGCAGCAGCAGUGACCCCAGCUCAUUCAACACAGCUGACCAGCUGCACACCUGCAACUGGAUCCGUAGCCACCUGGAGGAACACGCAGACACCUGCCUGCCCAAGCAAGACGUCUACGAGACAUACAAGAGAUACUGUGAAAACCUGCAGCACCGGCCUCUGAGUGCUGCCAACUUUGGGAAGAUCAUCCGUGACAUCUUCCCCAACAUCAAAGCCCGGAGGCUCGGUGGAAGGGGACAAUCCAAGUAUUGUUAUAGUGGAAUCCGCAGGAAGACGGUGCUAAACAUGCCAUUGUUGCCAAACCUGGACCUGAAAAACGACCCGUCGGAGCUGACGGAGCUGGUGCAGACCUACAAGCAAGAGGUGACGGAGGCGGCUUGUGAGCUCAUCUGUGAUUGGGCCCAGAAGAUCCUCAAGCGUUCCUUUGACACAGUGGUCGAGAUCGCCCGUUUUCUAGUGCAGGAACACAUCGUCAACCCGCGCUGCAGCCAGGCUGAACUCGUCACUUCUGCCGCGAUGGCAGGAGGUCCUGCAAAGCCCCACAAGGUGAUCAAGAAGAACCCAGUACCAUCCAAAGGAGGUGGGCCAGAGACGGAAGGGAGCAGCUCUGAAGCGAAGGUAAGGGAUAAAGAAGUUGGGGAUCAGUUGUUGCCAGGGAAACUGCAGUCCAGUGACAAGCCAACUAAAGGGGUGGAGUCGGUACGCCCGGGGGGUCGCGAAUCGCAGGUUGAGGCUCUGAUGAAGCACUUGCCCCGAAUCCUGCCUCGCAGCUCUGUCCCGGAAAAGUCCCAGCUUUCGGUGCGCUCUUCACCCCCGUCGCUGGCGCCCAAAGACGCAGGUGGCGUGAAGGUCAUCACAAUGACUGCCCUGCCCCAGCAGCAAGGGGGCGCUCUCCCAGUCAUGAUCCUCCCCCAGAGCGUCAGCCUCUCCUACCCCGAUAGGGAAAAAGCCCCGCCGGUCACCAUGGCACCAACGUCGGUGGUGCAGAGGGCCCGCGCCGCGACCAAACGGGCCCCCGAGGCUCCGGCUGCAGUCAGCCGGGGCCCCGGGCCAGGAGGCACACCGGCCAAACGGAAACGAGGACGACCCAGGAAGCCACGGCCAGAAGACACCGCCCCUCCGCAGCCGCCCCCUCCACCCCUACCCUCGGUCAACCAAGCCCCUAUCAUGAGGUCCCUCACUGGAGGGGUGAUCCAGAAAGCCUGCUCUUCCUCCUCCUCCCAGGUGGUGGAGGUCGUAUUCCAGGACCAGCAGGCCUUGGUGCUAGGCCAGCUGCAUUCGGUAGCGGACACCGGCGACCCAGCGCAUCGGGGCGUGGUGCUCGAGACUGACCCACGGCCCUUGCUGCUGCUGCCAGGGACCAGUCACACAAACUGGGACAUGGGCAGGGCCAUGGUAGAGGUCAUCCAGAGGGCCCCGAGACCAAUCACCAAGAACAACAACUCCCAGUCUACCCCCCACCACCGCCUGCCCCUGUCCACUGUGCUGGAGGAUCGAGGGGAGGUGGAGAUCACCCUCACCCCCGUGGAGCCUUCGGACGAUCUGCCAACCCCCACCGCCCAGGCUAGCUCGGAGGGCCACCCCACGCCCGAUGACAGCUCUAAAGAACCUAGUCCUGGCCCUUCCAGUCUCGAGCCUCACCCUCCUUGUCCCAGAGACUAGGGAGCACUAAGGGACUUUAUACUACCCUCAGGGUGAGGAUAACCACCCCCAAUCAUCUUCUCCCAGGUAGCAUCUUCUCCCCGAUUGGUGGAAAUCCGAGAUGGGCAGCGCAGAGAGCCAAGAAGGAUCGAUGAAGCCAAAACACUAUUAACCCCUGUUGACCUUCCAUUUAUAACUCUUUGCUGUGACUCUAACUGCAUGUUUGUCUUUGUAAUUGUGAGCGAAGAGAGCGAUAAAGGUGGUUCCGUACUCCUGAGAUCAGAUUUUUUGUAGUUCUGAUGACGACAAGGGGGUAUUUACGGGUUCGGACCUUACGAGGUUCUAAGUGCUACUCUCCCUGAGAGGAUCUCCCCUCAAAGCAUUUAAAAAAUAUAUAUAUCUUUGGUUGUGUUAUGUUGAUGUUUGUAGUUGUGCUUUCAAAUAGACUUCCAGAGUAAAGGAGAAGGCAUGACUCGCUGCUGGUGGAGCUGCAUUUAAAUGAUCCCCCCGUCAAGCAUCAGAACUGGGUCUGCCACAGUGUUGUAAAAAAUUGUGUGACAAGAUUGUGAGAUUGCCCCCCUUCUCCAAACCCACUAAGCUGGAGUGUGACGCAACGCGAGCACUUACCUGGGCAUGAUGCCAUUAUUACAGCACUUCCUGUUAGCGACUUAGCGUAGAUUACAAAACAUAGACACCAUAUAGGCUAGACUAUGACAAACAGUAGUUAAGUAGGCCUUUGUAUUUUGAACUUACAUCACCUCAGGCGAAAGCAUCAAAGCACAAACCUGCGAGCCUAGUGUAAAACCUUGAGUGCGGCAAAGAGACUUUUGAAAUUUUUGCGUUGAUUUUGUAAAUGAUUUAGCCUGAUGCUAAUGUAGGUUGCCAAGCCCUUUUUUAUACGUUUUGGAUGCUGUACCAUUUUCAAACUGUCUGGCAGAGACAACUAUUGCUUAGCCACCCUUUGCCAAACUUUCAGCCUAGGGGUGCAUACAGUUGAAGUCGGAAGUUUACAUACACUUAGGUUGG
This is a messenger RNA of Coregonus clupeaformis (lake whitefish), 3550 nucleotides long. Its product is annotated as DNA-binding protein RFX5-like. Bases 575 to 2545 code for a protein of 656 amino acids. Gene Ontology annotation, molecular function: DNA-binding transcription factor activity, RNA polymerase II-specific; RNA polymerase II cis-regulatory region sequence-specific DNA binding. The record is from RefSeq and is a predicted model, not a curated record. Gene Ontology annotation, biological process: regulation of transcription by RNA polymerase II. The transcript is spliced from 11 exons. NCBI's taxonomy places the organism in Eukaryota, Metazoa, Chordata, Actinopteri, Salmoniformes, Salmonidae.